AUGGAUAAAUAUGAGCUGCGUUGGGGUAGGGUGUUUUGUCGCCGGGAGGAGGAACGAGCACGAGGUGAGCCGUCACGCGAGCGCGGGCGAUCUCUGGAGCGCUCGCCGCGAAGGCCGGCAUUUCGCGCAGAUAGAGUCCCCGUCGCUGGGGAUCGACGGGCGGAAGGGAGGCCUAGCGUGGCAGCGGGUGGAGAAGGAGACGCCGCAAGCGCGGACGGCGACGUGUGGCGAAGAGGGCAUGAUCGCGGAGAUGGAUACGGGAGCGGAGACCGGCGCGCUGUGGGAGUGUUCCGCUCGCUGGAAGAGCACGGGCGCCGCCGUGAUGAGAGGGGCCGUUGGCCGGGCGUCGAGCGAUUCGACGCCAACCGAGGAGGGGAGGCCGCAGAAGAGGAAGAGGCAGAGGAGGACGCAGCGAACCUGGAACGAGCGGUCGAAGACGCCGACGGAGAAGAUGACGGCGAGGAACCCGCCGCUGGGAUCGGAAACGCCGAGCCGGAAGGGGCGUACGUUGCCGGGGGCGCAAGCCAGGCAGGGGCAGAAGGAUCGCGGUCGGGACGGUCGGAAUCACGCGACCACGACGCAAGCCGCCAGGAGGAGCAUUACGCGGAGAGGUCACAUCAGCAGGAGCGGCGGGACUGGGGCGUGCAUGCCGGCGCUGCGGGGACGCAAGGAGAACGCGGCAAAAGGGAGGAAGAGGGACCGCGCGCGUCAGGGGAAGGAUCGCGGCGCCGGGAGCGGCCUUCUGUUGACCCCCGCGCACUCGACUGGCGCCAGGCUCAAGGGGGCCGGGGCGAAGACGGCGAACGAUCGCCGGACAGGCAGCUGAUGCAUAAGGGAGGAUGGGAGGGCGAGCCACGCGCAGCCAGCCACCACUGGCGGCGGGAAGAAGGACGCGAGGAGGGGCCCAGCUCAUCAGAGAGGCGCGGCCAGCGGCAAGAAGGGCGCGGCGGGGAGGCACGGACCAGCGGGGAAGAGAAGGCGGCGGAGACAGGCGCUCGCCCGGAGAUCGUCGGCAGCAAGGAAGGGGAGAAGCAUGGGAACCGUCGCCAGAGAAGCAGCGGCAGCGAGAGACGAGCACGGCGAGAUGGAGAGAGACACGAGUCUCGCCGGCACGAACGCGAGGGCGUGCGUGGGAGGAGAGGGGCCCGAGAGAAAGGCACGGUGACUCGGGCUGGAAUCGGCGGGAGAGCAGAGCUGGAGGGGGGAGCUUAG
Molecule: messenger RNA, 1212 nt
Organism: Closterium sp. NIES-65
Lineage: Eukaryota; Viridiplantae; Streptophyta; Zygnematophyceae; Desmidiales; Closteriaceae
Source: the annotation of a GenBank genome assembly